AAAACAGCUAGCUCAGAGUCUCUAAUCUCUACUCAUUUGUGAAUGUGCAAUGUGAAUGCGUUACAUACGCGAAGUAAUUACAGGUGCUUGCCGGCCGUAUAUAAACCGAAUCCGAAGAGAAGCAUUGAGCGGCGCGCGCCUUUUCACGCAGCUAGUCCAAAAGCAUAGAGGCUUACUCACCGGAAAAAAAGGAGUAGGGAAUUGGUUUGGCUGUAUCGUUGAACUCAUAAGCGGAUUUAGUGACAUUUUGAGUAGUGAGUUGUCAGAUGGCCAGCAUGCAGGCUUGCAGUGGAUCAUCCGCAACAAUAAACUCCAUUCAACAGACUCUUGGGACCAAAGCAUCAAUAAUUCCUCUGAAAUCUUUUGGCAUCAGUAGGUUCCCAAAUAAUGUGAAAUUGGGUUCAGUCAAGUUCUGUAGAUCAUCUCAGCUCGAAGAGGGCUUAGUCACUGGGAAGCCACCCUCUCCUGUGUCUGUUGUUGAUGUUCAGAAAAUCGGAGGUGCUGGAAGUAGCUUUGUGGACUAUGGCUUGAGUGAAGCUGAUCCUGAAGUUCACUCCAUAAUUGAUAAAGAGAAAAAUCGUCAGUUCAGAAGCUUGGAGCUUAUAGCUUCCGAGAACUUCACAUCUCGAGCUGUAAUGGAAGCAGUUGGUUCUUGUCUCACUAAUAAAUAUUCUGAAGGAUUGCCUGGCAAAAGGUACUAUGGUGGCAAUGAGUACAUAGAUGAACUUGAGAUUCUUUGCCAAGAGAGGGCUCUUGCAGCUUUCAAUUUGGAUGGAAGUCAAUGGGGCGUUAAUGUUCAACCAUUGUCAGGGUCACCUGCCAAUUUUGAAGUGUACACGGCUAUAUUGAGUCCACAUGACCGUAUAAUGGGCUUGGAUUUACCACAUGGUGGACAUUUGUCUCAUGGGUUCAUGACUGCCAAGAGACGGGUGUCUGGCACAUCUAUUUACUUUGAAUCCAUGCCUUAUCGGCUGGAUGAAUCUACAGGCCUUGUUGACUAUGACAUGCUUGAGAAAACAGCUACCCUGUUCCGUCCAAAACUUAUCAUUGCUGGUGCCAGUGCUUAUCCUCGAGAUUUUGAUUAUCCCCGCAUGAGAAAGAUAGCAGAUUCUGUUGGUGCUUUUCUUAUGAUGGACAUGGCUCAUAUCAGUGGACUUGUUUCUGCUUCUGUUGUUGCCAACCCAUUUGAGUUCUGCGACAUUGUAACGACUACAACACACAAGUCUCUCAGGGGUCCUCGAGGGGGCAUGAUUUUCUUCAAGAAGGAACCCGUGCUGGGAGUUGAUUUAGAAUCUGCUAUUAACAAUGCUGUUUUCCCAGGUUUACAGGGAGGUCCACAUAAUCACACAAUUGGUGGGCUUGCCGUUUCCCUGAAACACGCAAAAUCACCAGAGUUCAAGGUUUAUCAAAACAAGGUGGUCUCUAACUGUCAAGCGCUUGCCAGUCGACUAAUGGAGUUGGGAUACAAAUUGGUCUCUGGAGGGAGUGAUAACCAUUUGGUUCUUGUGGACCUACGUCCCUUGGGCAUUGAUGGCGCCCGGGCGGAGAAAAUUCUUGAUAUGGCAUCCAUAACCCUCAAUAAGAACUCUGUUCCUGGUGACAAAAGCGCCCUAGUGCCAGGUGGCAUACGAAUCGGUUCACCUGCCAUGACUACUAGAGGCUUUGGUGAACAUGAAUUUGUGCAAGUUGCGGAUUUUAUUCACGAAGGUGUGCAAAUUACUCUAGAGGCAAAGAAAUCGGCACCGGGCUCCAAGCUCCAAGAUUUUAUGAAAUUUGUGACUUCUCCGGGCUUUCCACUGUCUGACCGGGUUUUGAAUCUUCAAAGAAGUGUGGAGGCCCUGACAACCCAAUUCCCAAUCCCGGGCUUGUGAGUCAGUGUGUGAUAUAUCAAUAUUUAAUAGGAGACAAAUUUUGGGUGCUUGGCAGCUUGCUCUUCAGUUAUCUAUAUCUCCCACAACUGCCUUCUUUCAGCUUUGAGAUAUUGUAACGUGUACACUAGAGAUUUUUUUUUUCUUUUUCUUUUUU
This is a messenger RNA of Striga asiatica, 2025 nucleotides long. The record is from the annotation of a GenBank genome assembly. NCBI's taxonomy places the organism in Eukaryota, Viridiplantae, Streptophyta, Magnoliopsida, Lamiales, Orobanchaceae.